UCGAUUUUUGCCGUAAUUCUGAGGGAGCAGCAUAUCAAUAAAAUGGCACAAAUAGCACUUUCAAAUGAUAAAAGAACUGGGCGACAGUCUAGUCACGACGAAGAGAGUCUGCACAAACUAGCAGAAGAAAUGCAUUGUAAAAAGUCUGUGAGUUUGAUGAUUAAGAAUAGCUCUGAUCGAACAUUAUGUGAACCUAAAGUUUAUACAGCCAGUGGGAAGAUAUACAAAAAUCUUCCUAACAAAAUUAACCCUGGGGAAGAAGUUACGCUUGGAUUUCAUAAAACUAAGAUUCCUUUCCGAGGUGCAGAAGGAGUUGUUGUCUAUGAUAUAAGAGGAACAGAAGACCAUUUGUGUAUUUUUUACUGCGUUCCUUACGUUGGAUUCAAUGGUUUUGGGCUGAAAUGGAAGACAUGUCGGGAAAUUUCUGCAGAUGAAAAUCUUUGCAAUGAAAUGGCAAAGAAACAGUGGGAAAUCAAGAAUGCCUUAAGUUGGCAUGAUGCGAAAGAAGAUAACAUUAAGCUUUUAGCUUCUGGUUUUAUGAAUCAAGCUGACAAAGCACACAUGGUCGUAGAAAUUUCAAAUAGAAAUACUGAAUAG
Mytilus trossulus (common blue mussel) is the source of this 597-nucleotide messenger RNA. RefSeq lists its product as uncharacterized. Lineage: Eukaryota; Metazoa; Mollusca; Bivalvia; Mytilida; Mytilidae. Bases 43 to 597 code for a protein of 184 amino acids. Gene Ontology annotation, cellular component: pore complex. Gene Ontology annotation, molecular function: channel activity. The record is from RefSeq and is a predicted model, not a curated record. The transcript is spliced from 3 exons. Gene Ontology annotation, biological process: pore complex assembly; monoatomic cation transport; cytolysis in another organism.